Messenger RNA from Akanthomyces muscarius, 864 nucleotides. RefSeq lists its product as uncharacterized. The record is from RefSeq and is a predicted model, not a curated record. The transcript has a single exon. Lineage: Eukaryota; Fungi; Ascomycota; Sordariomycetes; Hypocreales; Cordycipitaceae. The coding region runs from base 1 to 864 and encodes 287 amino acids. Gene Ontology annotation, molecular function: DNA-binding transcription factor activity.
AUGAGGCGGAUCCUUGGGAAACCAGAUAUUCGAUGCGCCCAUUGCAGCCAUGCGCCGUUCAAGGACUCGUCCUCGCUAAGGAAGCACAUUGCCGCAGCGCACACGCGCCCAUUCCCUUGUGCCUUUUACUUUGCUGGAUGCACGAGCACCUUCGGGUCCAAGAACGAGUGGAAGCGCCACAUCGCCUCACAGCACCUCUGCCUGCAAUACUAUCGCUGCUCCAUCUGCUCACAAUCGACUGUAGAUGGAAAAGGCAACGAGUUCAACCGAAAGGAUCUAUUCACGCAGCACCUCCGUCGCAUGCACGCCCCUGUCCAGGUGAAGAGGGCCCUCGCCAAGGGCGACAACGGUCAACAGGGGUCAGAAUGGGAAACCUACGUCCGAGAGAUGCAGCAGAGGUGCCUUAUACAGCGGAGGCACCCGCCACGGCGAUCAAGCUGCCCCAAACCAAACUGCGUCAAUACCUUUGAAGGCCCGACUGCCUGGGACGAAUGGACAGAGCACGUCGGUCGGCACAUGGAGAAGGGCGAGGGCGACAAUCUCGGUGUAGACGACUUACUCUUGCGAUAUGCCCUCGAGGAAGGCAUCGUUGAACGCGUCGGCGAGAAGGAGUAUCGGCUCGUUCAGGUUCUAGGCAGUGGGGGCGGGCCUAGCCAGCCGGUCAGCCAGGCCAUGUCAGAAACGCACGAUUCGCAAGCCAUGUCGACGCAGAGCUCGGCACCGCCACCACCAGACGAGUCACAGUCGCAGUCACAGCCGCAGUCACAGCCGUGGGGUGCGCGGUCGCUUCCACCGCUGCCUGCCCUUCCGCCUCAUCCACCAGCACCGCAUGAUCGAAAUCCGAACCUGCCGCCGCCAGAAUAA